AUGUAUGAAGUCAGGCAGCCUAGGUGUAAUGGGACGUAUUUAGAUGGAUAUUCCUAUCUAGACGUGCCGUACGUACAAGGAAUCGCUAAAGAAGAAAUGAGAAAGAAGGAUUGUUGUUGUGAAUAUCUUAGUAACCUAGCAGGUCAGGGCAGUUAA
Aspergillus nidulans FGSC A4 is the source of this 156-nucleotide messenger RNA. RefSeq lists its product as uncharacterized. Lineage: Eukaryota; Fungi; Ascomycota; Eurotiomycetes; Eurotiales; Aspergillaceae. The coding region runs from base 1 to 156 and encodes 51 amino acids. The transcript is spliced from 6 exons. The record is from RefSeq and is a predicted model, not a curated record.